Loa loa (African eye worm) is the source of this 897-nucleotide messenger RNA. RefSeq lists its product as hypothetical. The transcript is spliced from 7 exons. NCBI's taxonomy places the organism in Eukaryota, Metazoa, Nematoda, Chromadorea, Rhabditida, Onchocercidae. The record is from RefSeq and is a predicted model, not a curated record. Bases 1 to 897 code for a protein of 298 amino acids.
AUGACAAAGUUGUUUAUAUUUACAUUUUUCAACAUUUGGACAAUUGCGCCUUCCAAAUGCUUCAUGCGUCUUUCAUCAUCAGAGGAAUUACAUGGUAAUAGUUGUGGAGAUACUUCAUCACCAAUAUUUGCCCAAACAACAUCUUCUACAUUCUAUUCUCCUAAUCAUAGCGCUUCAACAAGCGUUCACGUACCAGCAACCACGCAUCGAAUUCAACGUUUUAUCAGUUUUUUUUCUUCUGGUGACACACAGACAAAACAUUGGGAAACAACAAGCUCACCUACAACUGUACGAUUCCCAUCUCGACGUCGUCUAAAACGUUCAACGACAGCAACUACGACACCAAUUAGUGCAUCUUUAUUAGCUACACCAAUACCAUUAGGAGAUGUACAAAAACAAGGCCAACUUAUGCAUCAAGAAAUGGCUAUGGGAGAACCGGUGAAAAAUGACCGACAUAAAUGGACAACAUAUUGGGUAGUACUUCAUGGUACUAAAUUAUAUCUUUGCUGUCAACUAAGUUCACAUAUCAAUGAUGAGACGCAUGAAAAAUUAUUGAACAUUCCAUCGGAUGCUCGUCAAAUUGACCUGAAAUCAGCAAUCGUCGAUAUAGCAUAUGAAUAUUGUCGUUCAAAAGAUAACAAAAAAGCGCAUGUAUUUCGUGUGAUAACGCAACAGCAAACCGAACAUCAUUUCCAGACUUACUGUGAAGAUGAUAUGUUAAAAUGGAUUGAAAUUAUUCGAUUCGCAUCAUCCAAUCUUAUCAGCUCUCAGAGUGAUCAUGGUACCGUUUCUACUGGUGUUACAAGUAAUAUUGACCUAUCCUCUAAUGUUCCAAAUAACUGGUCAACUGUUACAAAGUUCCAGUCAGAUAAUAAUUCGAGUGAUCAAUGCAAAUAG